AUGGACCUGUGGUUCGACACGGACCAGCUGCCUGACACGGACCAGCUGCCCGACAUAGGCCGACAGUGGCCUGACACGGACCAGUGGCCGGACAUGGACCAGUGGCCGGACAUGGACCAGUGGCCCAACACGGACCAGAUGCCCGACAUUGGUGGACAGUGGCCCGACAUGGAUCAAUGGCCUGACACGGACCAGUGGCCCGACAUUGGUGGACAGUGGCCCGACAUGGACCAGUUUCCCGACAUGGACCAGUUGCCCGACACGGACCAGUUUCCCGACAUGGACGAGUGGCCCGACACGGACCAGCUGCCCGACAUUGGUGGACAGUGGCCCGACAUGGACCAGUGGCCCGGAACGGACCAGCUACCUGACACGGACCAGCUGCCCGACAAAGGCCGACAGUGGCCCGGAACGGACCAGCUGCCUGACACGGACCAGCUGCCCGACAUGGGUCGACAGAGGUCCAAGACGGACCAGUUGUCUGACACGGACCAGCUGCCCGACACGGACCAGCUGCCCGACAUGGACCAGCUGCCCGACACGGACCAGCCGCCCGACACGGACCAGCCGCCCGACAUGGACCAGCUGCCAGACUUGGGCCAGUUGCCCGACAUGGACCAGCUGCCCGACACGGACCAGCUGCCUGACACGGACCAGCUGCCCGACAUGGACCAGCUGCCAGACUUGGACCAAUGGCCCGACAUAGACCAGUGGCUACAGGUAACUCUGCUGCCUGAUCACCAUACUCCCAGUCUACAGUGCAAUGGUAUACCAUCACGGUAUGCCACCAGUGGAGUGUCCGAUUAA
This is a messenger RNA of Branchiostoma floridae (Florida lancelet), 807 nucleotides long. RefSeq names its product spore coat assembly protein ExsA-like. The record is from RefSeq and is a predicted model, not a curated record. Lineage: Eukaryota; Metazoa; Chordata; Leptocardii; Amphioxiformes; Branchiostomatidae. The coding region runs from base 1 to 807 and encodes 268 amino acids. The transcript is spliced from 2 exons.